ACGCGACAUUAUUAACUGGCUGCAGUGAUUUCAGGUCUCUUUUACCGCACUGGAAGGGAAGCUAACCUGUACACUGCUUGUUCUCUGAUCAGCAAGGCAAUGAGAUAAUAUAAUCCAUACUUAUUCUCUCAAUGGAAACACAGGCACACGCGACUAUGGCAAAUGGCGAGACCCAAGAGGAGAGAACCAAAGAGUCGGUCGAGGAGAACAGAGAAAUGGAGAAACUAUUCCUUAAAGAUCUCUACAUUUUCAUGAAGAAAAGAGAUACGCCCAUCGAGAGAAUCCCAAAUCUGGGCUUUAAACAAAUUAAUUUAUAUGUGAUGUUCAAGACGGUCAGAGAACUGGGUGGCUACCACCAGGUGACAGCUCAGCAGCUGUGGAAGCAAGUGUACAACAUGCUCGGAGGAAACCCUCGAAGCACAAGUGCAGCCACCUGCACCCGCAAACACUAUGAGAAGCUACUCCUGCCAUACGAAUGCCACGUAAAAGGCAUAUCAAUGAAUAUCUUGCCUCAUCAUCAGCCGAAGCACUUCCCAUUUACCAGCUUCAGCAAUGAUGAUGAUGAUGGCCAGAGACCGGCUAAACGCAAACUGUUAUCAAUACCUCUGCGCCAGAACCCACAUAUCCCCCAGUCAGACCAUCAUGUGAGAACCUUUCAUCUGUCGUUCCCCUACACUCAUGUCUAUCAACCAAGGCACACAGUUAUGCCCCCCUAUGUCCCUAUCUCGUCCUCAGUGUUGACACCCCUUGCCUCUCAGCCCCGGUUUUCUUUUGAGCCUUAUAAUAUAAACGGAACAGAGAGGGUUAAGGAGCCACUGGAACGCUUGCGCUCCCUGGCAGAACGGUACAAGACCUCAUCUGGAUUGACGGAGCCUCUAAACCUCAGCGUUAAAGCAUCAAAUCGGGAAACCAACAGCAACCCUGCCUCAUCGUUUGCCCCACCUUCAUCCAACAAGAGCCCAAAGUUUUUGAAUAAACCCUCCCCUUUGUACACUCCUCAGUGCCAACAAAGGUGUGAGAUACAAGAUGGUGAGGCAGGUUCAGGAGACACAGCACAUUCAUAUCAUGUGAAAGCUAGGGAGACAUACGCCGUUGAUGUCAAAGCUACGACAGCCUCAAGCAGCCCCACACAUGGCCCCACACUUAGAACAGACGAAGGCCCCACCACAACAGUCCAAAACCCUAGCUCUCCAAAAACAGACUUCACAAUUCAACCAAAAGAAGGAAGAAAGGGGAGUCCAGAAGUAAAGGAGCCUAAUCUCAGUCAUAUUCUGCCCAGCCUCCCUCGAGAGAAUGGAGGCGAUGUGGAAAUUGAAAUACCUCUGUCUGUGUUCCAUAACUGGCUCCGGCUGUGCAGAUCUUCAUCCAUGAUGCAUGGAGAUAAGCAACUUCCUACUCUUCCUACUCUGGAAGAACAGUCUGGACAGAAGUAUUGUCACAAUACAGAUGUCCUCCCAACUGACCUCAGAUGUCGCAUUAAUCCCAAAAGCCAGAGCUCAGUCCCCGAGGAUCUACGGCUGAGGCAGAGCCCGACACCAGCCAUCCAGACAACUGGUAAUCACCACAAUACAAGCCAAAAUCCUUUUACCAGAUACAGUUCUUUACCUUCCAGUGGCAUUCUGAAAAAUGCAGCCAGCCAGGAUGUCUAUCCUUUUGAUCAGCAGGAUAUUAAUAAGUCAUACAUCUCCAAACCCCCAAACUGCAGGGAUGCAUAUGACCAAGAGACCCAGGGUCCCCUCAUCCAAGUGAAAAUGGACUAUAAUCCCCUCACAGUUCAGCAAAAGUUUGCAUCGUAUAAGUCCUAUAAUGAAGACCUAGUUCAGGCAGGGAAGUCACAGAUGGGUCCCUCAGCUGUGCUAAUGAUGGAUCCCAGCUCCACUUCUCUGUUGCAGCUCACCACUGAAGAGGUGAUGAAGCUGAAGAAAAUCAUCUCGAGCUCAACGUAAAGAUCAGUUCAAAUCAUUACACAGACACUCCAACACCACAUUGAAGCUGACUCACAUGCCACUGCUCUUUCAUAUAUUGUAUCUUAUUAAAGUUUUACACUGUGUAUAUAUUUAAAUAUAUUUGUAAAAAGUGUGACAUUAACAACAAUCAUAAUUUUAUCAAUAAUUAAUUCACAGGAACACAGCUUGAUUGAAGGAGAAUGUGCUCUGUUUUUAUGGUUCCUUAUGCUAUUUUUUAUGUUUUUUCUGUGCAGUAAUAUUAUUUGUAUUAUACAUUUAAUACCUUUAACCUAAUUAUAAUGUAAAUCUAAAUAAAU
Molecule: messenger RNA, 2263 nt
Organism: Morone saxatilis (striped sea-bass)
Lineage: Eukaryota; Metazoa; Chordata; Actinopteri; Moronidae
Gene: arid6
Product: AT-rich interaction domain 6
Exons: 6
Coding region: 132-1946 (604 amino acids)
Biological process (GO): regulation of transcription by RNA polymerase II
Cellular component (GO): nucleus
Molecular function (GO): transcription cis-regulatory region binding
Source: RefSeq, a predicted model, not a curated record